AGUUUGAGUACACAAACGCAACAAAACAAGAAUUAAAUAGCAUUGCAAAAUGCCCACAUUUAGCUCUUUGGCUUUUCUAGUAUUGAUUUUUGUUGGAAUUUUAGGUUCUAGCCAUGGCCAAUUGCAGCUCAAUUUCUAUAGCAAGAGCUGCCUAAAAGCAGAGAAGAUGAUUCAAGACUAUGUCCAAAAGCACAUUCCAAAAGCUCCAUCUCUAGCAGCUGCCUUACUCAGAAUGCAUUUCCAUGAUUGCUUUGUUAGGGGAUGUGAUGCUUCUGUGCUCCUAAAUUCCACUAAGAGUACAGGAAAUCAGACAGAAAAAGUGGCAAUCCCAAAUCAAACAUUGAGAGGAUUUUCCUUCAUAGAUGGUGUGAAGAAAAUAGUAGAAGCAGAAUGCCCAGGAGUUGUCUCUUGUGCUGAUAUUGUUGCCUUGGUUGCUAGAAACUGUGGUACUCACUUUGGAGGUCCAUAUUGGAAUGUGCCAACUGGUAGAAGAGAUGGAAGAAUAUCAAAUUCCUCGGAAGCCUUAGCAGAUAUUCCAGCUCCAACUAGUAACUUCACUAGACUCCAGUCCUCUUUUGCCAAGAAGGGUCUUGAUCUAAAGGACUUAGUCCUAUUGUCAGCCAAUCUAAAGUCCAAGAAAUGCAAAUCCGUCAAUGAUAAUACAACAAUAGUUGAGAUGGAUCCCGGUAGUUUCAGGACAUUUGACCUUAGUUACUACAAGCUCUUGCUCAAAAGGAGAGGUCUUUUCCAAUCUGAUGCUGCCUUAUUAACAACUUCUACGACAAAGUCGUUUAUCGAUCAACUAGUACAAGGAUCACUCAAAGAGUUCUAUACUGAAUUUGCCAAGGCCAUGGAGAAAAUGGGCAAAAUUGAAGUUAAGACUGGUUCUAAUGGUGAAAUUAGGAAGCAAUGUGCAGUUGUGAAUUAAUAGUUGAAAGGACUUUUUUUUCCUUUUGUACCACUUUUCUAUGGUUUUGUGUUUAUGUCUAUUGUGUGAAUGUGUUUGAGGUACAUAUAUGUAUCAAGUUUUUAUUUCCUUUUUAAAAUUUGUAUCUAUCCUAGUAUUUUGUAACUUGAUUGUUAUCCGUUGUUAUUUUGAUAAUAAAACUGAGAUGCAUAAGUAAUCUUUCCCAAGCCGA
Molecule: messenger RNA, 1139 nt
Organism: Lycium ferocissimum
Lineage: Eukaryota; Viridiplantae; Streptophyta; Magnoliopsida; Solanales; Solanaceae
Product: peroxidase 3-like
Exons: 4
Coding region: 50-928 (292 amino acids)
Biological process (GO): hydrogen peroxide catabolic process; response to oxidative stress
Cellular component (GO): plant-type cell wall; plasmodesma
Molecular function (GO): peroxidase activity; heme binding
Source: RefSeq, a predicted model, not a curated record